AUGGAUUACGUUCAGUUCUCGUCGUCGAUGGGUUCGAGUUCAGCUACUGUUGGUCCUGUUUUUGUCCAGACGGAUACCACCCCUCCUUCGAUGGAGACCGAUUCAGGAACCCCUUAUUCCCUUACUGAUCUGUCAUCGUGCCGUGCCAAUGUCGAGGAACAGCCUGUGUCUAAUGUAGUGUCUCUUUUUGAGAAUUAUCCGUUGUUUUGA
Molecule: messenger RNA, 210 nt
Organism: Cylicostephanus goldi
Lineage: Eukaryota; Metazoa; Nematoda; Chromadorea; Rhabditida; Strongylidae
Source: the annotation of a GenBank genome assembly